AAUCGCUUACUAUCAAAUAGGCGUGGGAGGGACACUGCAUUUGUUUCAAAAGUACAAAACACUAAACAUAUUUACAAGUAUAGGUAUACUAUUUUUAGCAUAAAAAUGUAAUUAAAACUUUAGUGAAACAAUGGCGAUUUAAUUGUAACAAUGGUAGUUUGUGAGUUAGAUAAGGAAGUGUCAGGUGAAAUACUGGGAUGGAAGCUACCAGCCUGGCAGGCGCUUCUAUUGCAUCGAGUGUUACCAUCAUUUGGCGGCCUAAUUAUUUACCUAGUCAUUAUUUGUUUCGAUUUGGCCCUAGUUGUUCAACACUACCAGUCUGGUAAUAGAGUGUUAGCAGGAUUCUGUUUCAUACUAAUAUAUUUACCAGCUAUAAUAUCUCUCGUGUUCUCAUUGGCCUCACCACCUCCAACACUACAACCGGAAGGCGCAACAUUCAAAAUAUCGAUUCAAAAAUCUGAUUUAAAAUGGAUUUUUACACAAAUUGCAAACGCCAUAUUUUUUCCAGUGGCAGCCAUAAGGAGAUACAGCUAUUUAAUAUUUUGGUGGAUUGAAGCAGUGUAUGCAUCUCGUUCAGAUAAUGAGGAACGCACGAGGGACGCUCUCAUGCGAGCACGCACACCAUCGCCCAUAGAACUCUAUUUAUUCCUUCAGGCGUUUAUCCAUUCUGCACCUCACGCUGUUAUGAAUAUAGUGGAUAUGAUGGCAAAUUUUUCUAACCCUAUAUAUGAUACUAUGCAGCUUCAGGCAGUCACAUUAGUAGCGUCCUCAUUACGUAUGGCAAGUACUGCAACGGUAUAUAGAAGAUUUGAGAGAGAGAAAAUUUGCGGCCGACGAUAUCCAUGGAACAUAAACAUAAUUGAUGACAACAACGCUACAAAUAACAAAGACGAUCAGAGUAAUUUAAAAGAAGAACCUAUAUACGAAACGAUUUCUCAAAGAAAACUGUACAUGCCAUCAUUAUCACUACAAAAACCAAGAGGUGAAGUCAUUAGCGAUAUGAUCCAAUUUUCCCCAAGACAGUCUGAGAGAACAACCGCCUAUGAGGAUGAUUUAUAUUACGAUGUAUCAGAUACGAGUUCCGAUUACAUGUCUCCGGCUGCAGAUAAACGGUACGACAGCGAUGACGAAUACAUUCGACCUGUUUCCAUCAUAGACAGAGUUGCACCUCGUAGGUCUGAUGCGUAUAAAGUAGAAAAUGUCGAUAUAACGCCGCCACCAGUAACUCCGGCUCCAAGAAUAGCUUCAAUAGCAUUUUGGGCAGAGAAGCUAGUUGAAAACGCGGAAAAUUUACCAAUAUGGCUGUCCGCUCCGCCACGUAGAAGGCACUGGGAUCUUCAGACAGAAGCUGAUCUUCCGUUGCCGCGUCAUAUUCCCAGUUCGCGCAUUCGUGGCUUAGAACCCCCUGAUGUGUCAGCUUCCUUUAUCCAUUUUUUGGGAUGGUACGGCUUUUUUAUAUCGCGAUUGCUCUCUUUAGCCGCUUUCAUUAACUUGUCGUCUUAUUUCUCGAUAAUAGUUUUAUUCAUACAUUACCAAAUCAUGUUACUAUUUUUAAUCGUGCCUAAGGCGCCGACAGUUCGUAGGGGUUUCUAUAUAUUCCUUGCAUUUAUUUAUUUAUUUUGCCUAAUGGAGUUUAAAGUUCGGUUUCGUCACGUCCGAGUGUGGCAUUUAUUUUGGUUUCUCGUGUGCACGGCUGAGAUUGUGAUAUUCAUUUCCCUUUGGGCCACUAUAAAUAAUCCAUUACACUUUUGGUGGAAAAAUUUCGUCGUUCUUGUGACAUUAUGUAGUAUGGCGUUCAGCUAUUUAUUAUUUUUAAUCUAUUUUGUUAUGUUACAGCCUAGGGAAAUAGUUGUAAAUAUUAAUCCAAAUAAAAAUUGUAAAUAAAUUGAAUUGUUUUUUUAUU
Molecule: messenger RNA, 1903 nt
Organism: Pieris rapae (cabbage white)
Lineage: Eukaryota; Metazoa; Arthropoda; Insecta; Lepidoptera; Pieridae
Exons: 4
Coding region: 151-1884 (577 amino acids)
Biological process (GO): phosphatidylserine exposure on apoptotic cell surface; engulfment of apoptotic cell; apoptotic process involved in development
Cellular component (GO): plasma membrane
Source: RefSeq, a predicted model, not a curated record